This is a messenger RNA of Arabidopsis arenosa, 2467 nucleotides long. NCBI's taxonomy places the organism in Eukaryota, Viridiplantae, Streptophyta, Magnoliopsida, Brassicales, Brassicaceae. The record is from the annotation of a GenBank genome assembly.
AUAUGGAAGUGAUGAAAAGUCAACAACAUAGCCAUUCUUUUUUUGUCUGCUAAUUAAAAUUAUCUACAGAGAGUUUUUUCUUUCUUCAUGAAUGUAAAAUUUAUUAGCAUCAACAAAUAUCGAAAAUAAAACGGAAAGCAAAGAAACCAGAAGAAACAAACAAAAAUAAUUUGCGAUGAUGAUGACGAUGACGAGGAGUGUACCUCACGGCAACCAUUUCCACACAUUCUUCUUCUUGUUUUUUCAACUCUUUGUGUUGAUUACUUCCAUUGCAAGCUACGAUUCUACAUUUUCACCAACAAGACCUCUCAGGAUCACAGAGAACGAGACUAUUGUGUCCCCUAAAGGAAUAUUUGAGCUUGGUUUCUUCAAACCUGCAACGAGAUUUCAAGAACGAGAUCGUUGGUAUCUCGGAAUUUGGUAUAAGAGAUUCGCCACGAGAGUCGUAUGGGUAGCCAACAGAGACAAUCCUCUCUCCAGCUCCAUCGGAACCCUCAAAGUCGAUAAUAGCAAUAUUGUCUUCCUCGAUCAUUCCGGCCGGGUUACGUGGACGACGAAUCUGACAAAGAAUAUGAUCAAUAACCAACUUCUGGUGGCAGAGCUUCUGGAUAACGGUAAUUUCGUGCUGAGAUACUCCAACAGUUCUUCAUAUUCGUGGCAGAGCUUUGAUUUUCCGACCGAUACUUUACUCCCAGGAAUGAAGUUAGGCUGGGACCGCAAAACAAACAUCAACAGAAGACUUAGGUCCUGGAAGAGCGUUGAUGAUCCUUCAAACGGAGACUAUAUAUAUAAAAUUGAAAUUCGAAAUCUUCCAGAGAGUUUCAUAUUCAAGAAAAAUUCGCCAAUCUACCGAAGUGGCCCCUGGAAUAAAGUCAUUCUGAGUGGGUCAUCGACAGCUAUCCAAGUAUCGCCUUAUGCUACAAUCAAUCUUACAGAGACUAGUGAAGAGGUUACAUACUCGUUCGACAUCAAUAAUAAUAGUUUCUACUCCGUAUUGGAAAUGAACUACGACGGAUUAUUGCGGCGUUGGGUGUGGACGCCAACAGCGCAAAAGUGGACGUUGCCAUUUAAGAUACCACGCGACCAAUGUGAUAACUACAGUGAAUGUGGGCCUAAUAGUUACUGUGACAUGACCACAACGCCGAUAUGUAACUGUCUCCAAGGGUUUCAGCCUAGAGACCAAGAGGCGUGGGAGUUUAAAGAGUUGACAGGUGGGUGUGUCAGGAAGUCACAAAUGAGGUGCGUUGGAAAUGGUUUUCUGCAUCUUACGAAAAUGAAGCUGCCAGAUACUAAGACCACUAUCGUGGACACUACAAUUGGGUUAGAGGAAUGUAAGGCGAGGUGCCUUAUGGUUAUGGAUUGCAAUUGCACGGCCUUUGCGAAUACGGACAUGCAAAAUGGUGGCUGGGGUUGUGUGAUGUGGACCGGUGACUUGGUAGAUCUUCGGAUCUACAGACCCCAAGGUCAAGAUCUUUAUGUCAAGCUGGUGGCUGCUGAUCUAGGAGAAAAGAGAAGAAUGAAUAAAAAGACCAUCAUUGGAUCAACUGUUGGAGGCUGUUUGUUACUUCUUCUAAGUUUCAUCAUAAUUUGUUUCUGGACGAGGAGAAAGAAGCGAGCAAGAACAGCUGCUAACGUGUCACAAGAGAGGAACCGAGAUCUGAAGAUCAACACAACCGAGGAUUGGGGAUCUAAACGCAUGGAUUUUGACGUUAUUUCGACUGCUACCAACCAUUUUUCGGAGCUUAACAAACUCGGAAAAGGUGGUUUCGGUAUCGUUUACAAGGGACGGUUAUGUGAUGGGCAAGAGAUCGCCGUGAAACGAUUGUCCAAGAUGUCACCAAUAGGAGUUGAUGGGUUUGCAGUUGAGGCGAAACUGAUCGCCCUAGUACAACAUGUUAAUGUCAUCCGGCUAAUCGGAUUUUGCUAUAAUGCAGACGAGAAGAUAUUGGUCUAUGAGUUCCUAGAGAAUUCCAGCCUUGACACGUAUCUCUUCGAUUUCCUUCAUCUCAACGACGGAAGCACUCUUCUCAGCUACAUGUGGAAUCAUUGGAGCCAAGGGAACGGCCUAGAGAUCAUUGAUCCUGCAAUCAAAGACUCAUCAUCAUCAGUGUUAUCAUCGCAGCAAAUAUUGCGAUGCGUACAGAUCGGCUUGAUGUGUGUUCAAGAACUACCAGAGGACAGGCCAACGAUGUCGUCGGUGGGUUUGAUGCUCGGAAGGGAAACAGAGGCAAUACCUCAGCCCAAAUAGCCGGUGGAAACUGGGUCUUCUUCCGGAGGGCAACAAGAAAGCGAAUCUGGAACAGUUCCAGAAAUGACCUUGUUCAUUGAGGGUCGCUAAUGGUAAUUUAUCUGCCUUAAAAAGAUGUCUGAUUCACUUCUUAAUUACGUACUUUCUACUUUGUUCUUAAUCCGUUGAAGCUAUAUAUCGAUCACAACAUUACUUAAAUAAUAAAUUUCUAUGGAUAGU